AUAGAAUAAAAUCAAAUUCUACACCUAGAGUAAUUUCAGAUUGGAAGGAUUUGGAUAAGACAUAUUGUCGCAUAGUUGCAGAACAGCCCUUGUACUUGGUUCGGGGCAUGUUAGCAGAGGAAGAG
Dentiscutata erythropus is the source of this 125-nucleotide messenger RNA. The record is from the annotation of a GenBank genome assembly. NCBI's taxonomy places the organism in Eukaryota, Fungi, Glomeromycota, Glomeromycetes, Diversisporales, Gigasporaceae.